AUGGUUUCACCUAAGGAUCAGAGCUCUGUCUGUCAAGCCUGCCGCAUACGACAUAUUUCUUGCGACCGGGCAACCCCUUCGUGUCGGCGAUGCCGUACAGCCGGUCGUCCCUGUACUCGGCGCUUCAACGUGCGUUUCUCAACUCGUAGAAACUGGGUCCCUCCAGUCACACCUUUGUCGCCCCCUGACUCCCAGUCCCGCACCCUGCCUAGCCCAAGGCUAGACCAAGAUGCCCGUCCCCCUUUAGAACCUUCUCAGCAGUUAACCCGGUCGGACCGAUCGGAGACGCCCCAAUGGUCCUCACAACCCCAGACUCCCGUCGAGUCUCUCCCCGCGGAUAACGUAAUCCAUCAAGAUAGGUUCCACAGCAUCAGCCCUGGGACGAGCCCGCAGGCCGGAGAACAGCGUAUUGGAAACGAGCUGUCAACAUCCUCACCACUACUGCUUACCUCUGAGGAUGCGUAUCUCAUGCAAUAUUUCGGAGAAUCUAUAGGACGUCCAUGGUUUGAUCACACGGACUCGGAUUUCACACUUGAAGUUCUUCGGAUUGCCCCCAGCUGUCCUGUUCUAUGUUACUCUAUCUUAGCAGUGUCAUCUUUCUACCACUGCAAAGCAACCGGCCAGAACGAUGGAAGAGCCGACUUGUUCCACCGAAAGGCCAUUGACAUCCUUUUAGCGCUAAUGCAUGACCCGGUCCGACUUUCCGAUGGGGCCGGGCUUGCAUCAGUCGUAAUUCUACGCUUGUAUGAAGAGUCCAAAGCCCGACAAGAUGGACAGGACGCUGAGUCACAUCUCUUGGCUGGCCACGUCUUCGCUGCCACUAUAGCAAGUGAUAAGCAACAACCAGUGACCAAAUUGGCCAAGUCAGCAUUCUGGGUUCACCAGAGGCAGGAUGUUUUCCACUCUAUUUCUCAGCAGAAGCCAACUCGUACCAGCCUUGAUGUGACCCAUCUCUGGGAGCCUGGAGACUCGGACGACAUCUAUACGUGGACAAAGCGAUCGCAGAAGCUAGCAGGAGAGACCGCCGACUUUUGUUUUGGAAAUGACGAAGCACAGUCUCGCAAGCAACACUUCGAGGAUCUGCAACGAAUGUUGACACAAUGGUCAGAGCUAUCUUGGCCAGCGUUUCAACCCGUAUUCUUCGCAGAUUCUGAUUUGAAGACUGGCAGAAUAUUGCCUGAAAUAAGAUUCGCUUUGAACGCCUGUUUGACGGGUUAUGUACAUUUCAGGCUUUCACAACUCCUCCUUGCCAUGUACAAUCCGAGUCGCUUGACACUUGGUCCACAGGCCAUUGAUCAUCAUAAAGAGAUGGAGAGUGAGGUCCAAGACCACGUCCGUGUUCUUUGUGGAGCAGCUCGAUUUAACACAUGUCCAAUUGGAAAGGUCAUUGCGUGCCUUGCUAUCACCCUCGGCCACAGAUGGAUUCAUGACCCUGCGGAGAGAAUGGAGCUGCUGGAGCUUCUGAGACUUUGCAAGCAAGAAAAUGCCUGGGCAAAUCAUGCUCUGGAACAGAAUCUGAGACGCACAUGGGAUCUAAACCAUCCAUCACCGGACCCUAUCCCCAAGAAUCCUCUUGCAAACGCCUGA
This is a messenger RNA of Penicillium roqueforti, 1587 nucleotides long. RefSeq names its product Zn(II)2Cys6 transcription factor domain-containing protein. Lineage: Eukaryota; Fungi; Ascomycota; Eurotiomycetes; Eurotiales; Aspergillaceae. Gene Ontology annotation, cellular component: nucleus. The record is from RefSeq and is a predicted model, not a curated record. Gene Ontology annotation, molecular function: DNA-binding transcription factor activity, RNA polymerase II-specific; transcription cis-regulatory region binding; zinc ion binding. The coding region runs from base 1 to 1587 and encodes 528 amino acids. Gene Ontology annotation, biological process: positive regulation of transcription by RNA polymerase II. The transcript has 7 exons.